CAGUUACCGACGUGUAUCUGAUCCUAGCAGUCAGGCUCCAAUUCACCUAGUACCUUCUCCAAUUCUUAUUAUUGUGUUAGAGAAUUGAUCUGUGUUUUCGUGUUUUAACUCAGUAUUCAAUUAUUUGUAUCUUCUUCUAUCAACGUAUCGACGAGUUGUGUUACACCUCGUCUUCUUCUGUGUCUACGCUCGUAUUCCGCUCGUACUACUGCGUCAGUCUUCCCACACGGGAAGAUGCUUUACAGAGCAAUCCGCAACGAGCAAAACAAGAGUACAUUCCGAAACGGCCCUUUUUUUUAAAUAUGGCGCUACAGCACAGCUGUUAAUAAGCAAUAAAUUCUUUUUUUUUUCCAAUUUCGACCAUGAAAAUCGGAACAACCCCGAAGAAAGGAAAAAGUGGUUUUACUGCUAGCUUCUUUGUUCAGCCAACACUUUAAAAACAGGCACUAGGACCCGACGAUGGAGGGGGGGGAGGGGUAGAAAAAUGAGUCCACAAACAAAACUGAUCAAGUCUGGACUUGCCAAUGCAAAAUAGGUUGAGGGAAGUGGAGUUGCCAAUGGCUCCCCCUUCAAGAGCGUAUUCAGUUUGCUCAUUCGACUAAGAACUACAGGCAGAUAAACUAGCAUACACCGUUUGUAAUUUGUGUUUUAUACGUUUUCAUCAUUGAAAAGGAAAAGAGUGAUUCAAGAUGGAAAGGUCCCGAAGAGAGUCCCCAAAGAAGCCAUACCAAAAGACGUUCGGCUGAUGGGAGCACUGGAGGGACUUGCGUCUUGUUUGAAUUGUUUGAGUAGCCCUUUGUAUUCACUCGGAAGUGUGUUACCAUAAACAAUAUUCCUAGCGAAUGUUUAUCAACAUGCAACAGGAAUUAAGAAAAGUUCUAUUUUUAAAUGUUAAAAAAACACAGCAAUGUGAAAAGCAAUUAACAAACAAAAUUCAAACACCGACUACUUAGUGGCUUAAAUCCUCGAACGCUCACGGUCGCAUCGACGCAACUUGACUAAAUUAUCCUAAAAUGUUUUGUUAUGAUCGUCUGGAGUCUCCCGAAAUUUGUUUCCAAAAUUGGUACACAUUCGCCCGAAAAAAAAUGUAUCUCUUGUUCCAUACAAGUCAUAGCAAUUAACUGGUUCCACUUCAAUGCUCAGUACUACAUUGGGGACGUUCACAACAUGGGUACCUUUCAUUCGAUGAAUUUCAUGGUGUGGAUUUUGGUCGUGCAUUUGCCUCAUUUAGUCAAUGCUGCUGCUACUUCUCACGAGUGCCGUUUAGAUUCGGACUGUCCAGAAUCUAGCUUUUGCGAUCAAUUGCAUUUCGUCUGUGAAAUAUGCUUGCCGUGCCAAAGUCUUUUAAAUCGGGCAGCUGGUGUUGACACAUGCGCCAAAUCGGAGGAUGAUUGCGGACGUUGCCUUAGGGGAUUUCAGUCGGAAGAUUUAACUGGGCAAAGGCGCUCCUACAAGUGUUUCCCAAUACUAGAUAAACAAGCUGAAUUCCUACCGCAUCCUUCAUCCUUAAUGACGUGGAACGAGUUUAUAACUUUAGCCGCUGCCAUUAUGUUAUUGGCAGCUAUGUUGGUAGUUCUUACCACCUAUUAUGUAAAAAACCGUUAUAGCAUGCCGCGGGAAAACGCCAACACUGGAACUAGAAAAAGAAGCUCAACGGAAGUCGAUUACCUUCCACCGCCCUAUAAUGAAGUGGUCUCAUCGGAUCAAACGUACACUUUUGCCACAGAAGAAUCAUCCGAAGAGAUGAACCAAGCUACGCCAAUUGGUCGCUAUCACAUGAUCCAUAGAGAAGAUGAAACGAAUCGCGAGGACCUUGACUUAGUUGAGGACUUACACUCCGAAGAAGAAUCCACAUUGGGUUCUACCGAGACUAUUCCGUCUUCGUGGGAACCUAGUGGGACGACCAACAAUUUGGACGGUAUUACUGUUCUAAGUCAACAACAUCCGCGCAUAGUUAGAAGCCAAUCAUCGACCACGUUCAAAAUGCUUCGUGAGUUUUCUUCUCGUUCUUGCCCUAAUCUUUCCAGCUCGAUUUCCACUGGAAUCCAUGGGGAACGGCAUGUUUUGCUCUCCAGUUUCAGGCGUCCAGUGAUGAUUACCGGCCCAGUAGGUAAACAACAAAAUGAAGGCUAUCGCUUUCAACUGAAUGAUCCGCUUCGCCAAUGCCCAUUGUCGAACAAUCAGAUCAGACAACCACAAGAAAUUAUCAGUGUUAAUAACGAACAUAUAGCUCUUCAAACAUUUUCUGUUCCAGAAGAUACCCCAGCAAUGCAAGCUUCUGAAUCCAUGGAUCCCUCUGAUCCGCUCGUGCGAUUUUCGAGGAGACGAGCUCACGUGGAUGAAAACCCAGUCAACGCUAAACGGCGCCAUAUGGAAUAGCUUCAGCAAUAUUUUUCGUUACGCAAGAUAUUCCAUGUUGUUCAAACGUUCGAGUGUUCGAGGCACAUAGAGUUUGCUUGUUGCUUGUUGUCUUUUUUUAAAAUUAUCGCAUUGUUUUAGUUUUCGAACGAACGAAAUGUAAAUAUCAAUAAGAGGAAACUUUGACUCAUAAGUUUUCGUUACUCCAUCAUUUUCAAAUACAAAUAAUUUUUCUACCAA
Messenger RNA from Daphnia carinata, 2598 nucleotides. RefSeq lists its product as uncharacterized. Lineage: Eukaryota; Metazoa; Arthropoda; Branchiopoda; Diplostraca; Daphniidae. Bases 1024 to 2379 code for a protein of 451 amino acids. The transcript is spliced from 9 exons. The record is from RefSeq and is a predicted model, not a curated record.